AUGUAUGUAGGUUAUCUUUUGGAUAAGGACACCAACAUGUAUCCCAGCCCUGUCCGGCAUCCCAGCCUCAACCUCAACCCCCAGAAUUACGUGCCGGGGCCGCCCCAGUACUCGGACUUCGCCGGUUACCACCAUGUGCCUGGGAUUAGCAACGACCCACACCACGGGCAGCCAGCGGCUGCCUGGGGCUCUCCCUACACCCCUGCCAAGGAGGACUGGCAUUCCUAUGGGACCACCGCUGCACCUUCCACUGCCAGCCCGGGGCAGUUUGGAUUCAGCCCCCCAGAUUUUAACCCCAUCCAGCCCCCGGGCUCUGGACUCCUGCCUCCGCCCAUCAGCAGCUCGGUCCCCCAGCUCUCCCCUAAUGCCCAGAGACGCACGCCGUACGAGUGGAUGAGGCGCAGCAUUCCCAGCACCAGCAGCAGCG
This is a messenger RNA of Balearica regulorum gibbericeps (East African grey crowned-crane), 427 nucleotides long. The record is from RefSeq and is a predicted model, not a curated record. NCBI's taxonomy places the organism in Eukaryota, Metazoa, Chordata, Aves, Gruiformes, Gruidae.